Molecule: messenger RNA, 834 nt
Organism: Trichomonas vaginalis G3
Lineage: Eukaryota; Parabasalia; Trichomonadida; Trichomonadidae
Product: Spt20 family
Exons: 1
Coding region: 1-834 (277 amino acids)
Source: RefSeq, a predicted model, not a curated record
AUGAGUGAAUGGCGGCGAGUCCAAUUCUUCCGCCAAAACAUCCUAGGAACUAUGACUGAUAGAGUGGGGGAUCCAACACAACCAAUUGAUUUAUAUAAGAAGGUUCACCAAGAAUCUUUAAAUUUAGUUUUACAAAAUAUUGCAACAGGUGAUUUCUCGGAUCAACAUCUUCAACCAUAUAUGACGAGACUUUCAUAUUUUACAGAAUCACUCUCUAAUCCAAAAUUUAAUAAAUUAACUCCAGAUUUUGAGAUCUAUUCUGAUAAGACGUCUGUCGAAUUCAAAUUUUGGAAUGAUUAUUUUACAAUAUCAAGCAAAAACUCUCACGAAAACGAAAUCCCAUUCUGUUAUAAUAAUAAUCUUUAUCCAAUUCUUGAAGAUAUCGAAAAUGGAGUAAUCAGUAAAAUGCUUUUCAAAAUCCUUCGCUAUUUUAAGCUAGAAUUCCUUGAUGGAAAAGUUUUGGUUGCUAUCAUCGAUUACAGGUCGAAUAUAGAGCAAAGGCAUUACGCAGAGUUAUCUAUAACUCCUGAAUAUUUUAAAGAGCUCACCAAAGAAUAUCCUCCUAUAAUACAAGAUAAAAUAUUCACCGAUUUAACUAGCAAAGAAAUUUGUAAUGAUCCUUCUCCAAAUGUUGCUAGAUAUAGUAGCAUUGUUGACUGGAGAGAAAAAAUGUGGAAACCUGAAAGAAAAUACGAAUAUUGUUUCGAGCCUAAAGAACCUGAACUUCCUAUUAAGAAACCCGACUUUAAAGUUAUCGGCACCAAUCAAAUUUCCGAUUUCCAAUUACCCGCUGAUAUCAAAAUUCCUGAUUUGGUUUUACCAGCGAAAAAAUAG